Messenger RNA from Acanthoscelides obtectus, 340 nucleotides. NCBI's taxonomy places the organism in Eukaryota, Metazoa, Arthropoda, Insecta, Coleoptera, Chrysomelidae. The record is from the annotation of a GenBank genome assembly.
CAAGGGCUAACCGAAAGCUUCUACUUUCUUUACAGGUGGCUACUACAUAAUCGAGCGCAAGACGCUGAAACUCCAGAUCGUUGUACUGAACACGAACCUGAUGAAAAGGAGCGACCAAGACGAAGACGCUGCGAGACAAUGGGAGUGGCUUGAGAGGGUGCUGCAAAAGUUUCAGAGGAACGGCGAAACGAAGACGUGCCUUCUGCUAGAUAUCGCAGUACCUGAUGACUCCAACGUGCUGCUGAAAGAAUCUGUAAAGAUCUCAAAAUAUGAAGACCUAGAGAUCGAGAUCAGCAAAAUGUCUAAACAACUACCUUCAAAUAUUACCAGGCCUGCCUAG